CCGUUUCGCGUGCGCCCUCUGCCCUCGCGCGGGUCUGCCUUGACGUUCUGCUCGGCGGCCCUUUCCUUAUAGCUUUGCCCACCCCCGGAAAGUCUUGGUGUCCGCUCUUGCCUCUUCCGCCGACCUUUCGACACUCCCAUAUCCAACAACCACGCUUGCUCUGCAUUUGCAACACGUGGUGAACCGGUCUUCCAAGGCUUGAUCAUUCACCCAUCCACCAGAGCGCGGUCGAUUGUUUGUGCAAGUUCGACUGUGCUUCACUCGCGACUUUCUUAAAGGCCCUCGUCUUGGCCUUUGCCAAGCAGCAGCAUCAAGAUCACCACAAUGGACGCUUCCUCUGCCCCUCAGACGGUCGCGCAAGCCGUGCAAGCCGCGACGCAACAGGCACAAGCUGCCGCUGCCGCGCCUUCGCCAUCCGUGCAAGCACCAGUGCAGAGCACGCAGUCUUCCACCAUCGACAACCUCACCUGCCAGUGGCAAGGCUGCGGUGAGCGAUGCGACAGUGCUGAGGCUCUCUACGACCACGUCUGCGAACGCCAUGUCGGUCGCAAGAGCACCAACAACCUCAACUUGACCUGCCAGUGGGGCGCCUGCAGGACUACCACCGUCAAGCGCGACCACAUUACCUCUCACAUCCGAGUCCACGUUCCCCUCAAGCCACAUAAGUGUGACUUCUGCGGCAAGGCCUUCAAGCGUCCUCAGGAUUUGAAGAAGCAUGUCAAGACCCACGCUGACGACAGCGUGUUGAUGAACUCUCCUCAGCACGGUGCUGGCCGCAGCGGAAGCGGCAGCAUUGGCGCACAGAAUGGCAAGCCAUCUUCCUACUAUGGUGCCGGCGGCCACGACUCGAUGAGCAACCCAUACCCAUCCUACCAGCCUGGUAUUCCAAACGGUGCCAACGGUGGCUCAUACCCACAACAGGCCGGUGCCCAGUACGCCGGCUACGGCUCCGUCAACUACCCAAACAGCUCCGCACUCGCCGACAUUCAGAGCAUGGACACUAGGAGACGAGCGAUCGAGGCGCUCAACGACUUUUUGGGAGAUAUCAAGCGUCGCGCGAUCGACCCAAGCAGCUACUACGAUGUUGGACACCGACUUCAGCAGGGCAACGCACUCCCUCUUCCCGUCGGCGGCGGUGGCUACAACACUGGUUAUAACAACAGCGGUGGAUACAGCGGUGGCUCCAGCGGCUUCAAUGCCGCCAGCUUCCUGGACUCCUUUAGCAACGGAGGCGGCAUGGGCGGCGGCGGCAGCGGUCCUCACGGCAGCGUCGCUACCCACGGAUACUCUCUUCCACUGCCAAACGCUCGCACUAAGAACGAUCUUCAGGACAUUGACCGCUUCCUUGAACAGCUUCAGGCCACUGUCUACGAGACUAGCAAGGGCUACGAGUCUGGCAAUGCCGCUGCCGCUGCUGGUGUGCAACAACCAGGUCUCCACUCUCAGUUCACCGGUGACUUCGGCUUGGGUGGCCACCAGGCUCAAUACCGCUCCAGCCACAGCCCACCAAACUUCCAGAACCAUCUUGGUAGCUCCGGUGCCAUGAGCAGCGGCUCCAGCAUGCACGGCGUGACCUCCGCCUCAUCUGCACUCGACACCCCAGCUCUCACUCCAGCAUCUGUAUCCUCAUACACCAGCUCCGGCCACUCACCCAUGAGCAGCCACGGCCGUGCCAGCUUCGGCAGCGCCGCAGGCAACAUGUACCCAAGUCUUCCAGCUGUCACUGGAAUGUCUGACCUCGGCUCCGGUUACCCAACUACUACCUCUGCUCCUGCAUCUGGUCUCGCCUCCGGCUUUGAAGGUCUCGAUGGUCGCCGCUACAGCGGAGGCCGCCUCCAGCGCCAAGCGCCAGAGACCAAGACCGAGGACACCGAGAUGGCUGAUGCCGACGAUGGAAGCCGCACACCAAAGGCUUCGGACUCCAAGCGACCCAAGAGCAAGGGGAACAGUACUAUCGAUCCUGCUCUCCGCGGUGAGGACGGCGCUGGUAGCGAUAGCGCAUCCACCCCAGCUGCUCAGUCAGAAGGUGCCGAUGACAAGCGUCAAGAGGAGUGGGUGGAGAACAUCCGUCUCAUUGAAGCUCUCCGCAAAUGGGUUGCCGAUCGUCUUAAGAGCGGCGACUUCGAGGAGGAAUCCGGCGCGGCCAAGGAGGGCGCCGAGGAGAAGCAAGUCAGCGCCGACAGGAUGGUCGAGGACAAGCUUACCGCAGCCUUUGAGCAACAGCGACAAGAGGAGGCUGCGAGCAAGCAGGAGGAGGCGAAGUACCCCAGUCUGCCCACCGCAGCUUAGAUUGCACGUCAGCCAUUGUGCAAUGCUUGACGACGUUGACGAGGCGCAAGAGGCGUUGUGGGAAGAUAUCGAGCGGCAGCUCUGUCUGGAACACUGGGUGGACGAGGAUGUGUUUCAUCAUCAGUCAUGUAUGAUUUCGCCCUCAAGGGCAUGAAGGCGUUUGGGUUCCUCAGUAUGAAUUAGAUGCUAUCACGCUUCGAAUGCACGUCAUUUCCA
Molecule: messenger RNA, 2505 nt
Organism: Cercospora beticola
Lineage: Eukaryota; Fungi; Ascomycota; Dothideomycetes; Mycosphaerellales; Mycosphaerellaceae
Gene: RIM101
Product: alkaline-responsive transcriptional regulator RIM101
Biological process (GO): positive regulation of transcription by RNA polymerase II
Cellular component (GO): nucleus
Source: RefSeq, a predicted model, not a curated record